AUGUGCCAUUCCACAACGCAUACCGGGCAAAAGCACCCCCCGCGCCCGCCCUACCCGCGGCAGGCCAGAACAUACAUUACCUCCCCCUGCGAAUGCUCGCCAGAUCGCGUUCCGCUUGGACCGGGGCUGUGCGUGGCACACCGACGCCCGCGUGCAGACGGAUCCUCUACGGGAGACCAGACGGACUGCGGUCCAGCUGUCCUCCAAGCCGAGCUGGCGGCAAAACGACAUUUGCUGGCCUUCUUGUUGGUGGGCAGCGUAGGAGGACCCCGUCCAUACGUAAGCCUCUAUCUACACUUAAACACCUCCGAUGAUGAAGUUGCGCGAGCAGCCCACAACAGGCGCAGGAAACCGCAGCCCCCACCCCGAAAGGGACCGCCCCGAGACGCCCUCCCACCAGCGACAAGCAUCCUAGGACCCUUUAGCAGGUCGCGUGGACGCGGCCGCGAGGUCCGACCGCAACGGCGCACGAGAUUCGCCGCUGACUACUACAGACCCGGGGCCUGGCGCGCCCCCGCUCCCCCCCCCCGAGGAGGUCCAGAUGAUUGUGCUGCGCAGCGGUCUGAGCACUGUGAGUGCUUCGCCGUUGCAAUGUGGACGUGCACCGAAUUACCCUGUUGUGUUGUUUGUCCCCGCCCGGGCUGCACGAAGCCCCGAACCACUGAAGCCGAACAAGGAGCACCGCCCCCGAGCACCGCGCCCCCCCCCCGGCCGCCGCUUUCAGCGGCCACCCCCGGGCAGACGGGUCCGUAUAAACACAUCCACACCCUAAGUGUACCCGGAUGA
Knipowitschia caucasica is the source of this 786-nucleotide messenger RNA. NCBI's taxonomy places the organism in Eukaryota, Metazoa, Chordata, Actinopteri, Gobiiformes, Gobiidae. The record is from the annotation of a GenBank genome assembly.